Molecule: messenger RNA, 486 nt
Organism: Lycium barbarum (goji berry)
Lineage: Eukaryota; Viridiplantae; Streptophyta; Magnoliopsida; Solanales; Solanaceae
Exons: 2
Coding region: 1-486 (161 amino acids)
Source: RefSeq, a predicted model, not a curated record
AUGGAGAAUCUUUUGUUGAUGAGCGUGCCCGAGCUGUCCAUAUAUCAAGAAAUAUUACGGGAAAAAUCACAGUCUCAGUCUGAUAUUGAUCAAUGUGAAGCAUAUUACGAAGCUGCUGGAGGAACAAGGAAGAGAAGAAUAUAUGGUCUUGGAUCUCAAGCACAAAGUUAUUAUGGGCCGAAUCUUUGCGUCAAUUCUGGCUUUAAUGCUUCAGUAUCAGCAGCACCUUCAACUUCUCAAUCAGCACCGACAGAAAAUAUGGAGGAGUUAGUGAUGCGAUUGAUUCCUACACUGACAGAUCGCUUGCUUCCUUUAUUUAUUGAGAAGGCACGUGGAGUGAUUUCUUCACCAUCACAUCAUCCAAAUACUCCUAUCGACAAACCAUCAGUUGUGACACCCAUAGUGCCUCCUCCUACUACUGCUAACGUUAACGAUGUUGAUCCUUUAGUUUCUGAUGAUGAUCGUAGUCCUUCACCCAUGCAUUAG